AUGGACGAUGAAACACUAUUGAAAUAUGAGCUCGCAGAGAUCGAGUUUGACAAACGUCAACUACAGCUUGAACGUCGGGAGCUGGAGGUCAAACGACGCUUGGAGCAGCUCAAGAGAACAGUCGACUUGACUGAGGAUAGCGCCAGCUCGACAGAAGAUGUUGUCGUGGUCAAAUCUGAGGCUGAGCCCGUCGGUACUGAUAAAACUCCCACGAGCACGCAGGAUCGAUCUUCUGCCGAACUCCAAACCGACGCGACCGUAGCCUUCUCCGCCCCAGAGGAUCCUACUGUUGGUUCGGUCGAGACUACCGCCACCCAGGAGCUGCAAAAAGAGCUGGACAAAAGUGGGAGUGAAAAGGGAACACCUCCUCGCACACAGUUCGGUUUGCAUCAGGGGUCGAGUCCUGAAGAAGCUCGGUUAGAACAGGAGAUGAAGAGGGGCCAGUCUUCAGUUUACGACCCAGAAUCUGCCUCUCAGAGGAGGUCUCCGGAAAGCCACGAAGAUCUGUUAGCAGCGUUCACCGGUCGACCGCCUGCUCAUUCAAUGAAAGUAACGCACACACGAAAGCAAAGACGGCGAGCCGACGACCUAUUCGUUCGGUCGGAAUCUGGCACUGAGGCCGAAGUAAGUGAUUCGACGGGCGGGCCAGGCAUCAGGGCGAAACGGAGACGAAUGUCUCAAAAGGACGAAAAGCAGCCUGUCGACGACUCCGCCCCUAUGACCGAGUCUCAGAAGUACGAUUUGGUUCAGCAUUAUACCCAACUCCUCCUUAAGCACAUGGCGGCUGUCGAAUCUGACCUACCAGAUUAUUCUCAAAAACCAACAGUGGUGUCAAAGAUGCGCAGGAAUACAAACGGAAAGGCACAUCAUACGCUCUCCCUCCUUCACGACGAAUUUGAAGAGUGUAUAAAGACAAAUGCGAAAAAUAAAAAGCUUCGCCAAAUUUUAAGUGAGGAGUUAAAGAAAUUUCGUGAAGUUCAACGCUGGUGGUGGCCGAAAUGUCAAGCGCUGAGCAAGCAGCAAGAGAGGACUUCUUUUCUCUUCAAAGUCUUCCGAGAUAUCGUGGAGAACAGGUUCAAAAUCGAGGAUUGCAUGAUGACUACCGAUUGA
Fonsecaea multimorphosa CBS 102226 is the source of this 1110-nucleotide messenger RNA. RefSeq lists its product as uncharacterized. The record is from RefSeq and is a predicted model, not a curated record. Lineage: Eukaryota; Fungi; Ascomycota; Eurotiomycetes; Chaetothyriales; Herpotrichiellaceae. The transcript has 2 exons. The coding region runs from base 1 to 1110 and encodes 369 amino acids.